Molecule: messenger RNA, 1962 nt
Organism: Eublepharis macularius
Lineage: Eukaryota; Metazoa; Chordata; Lepidosauria; Squamata; Eublepharidae
Gene: CRLF1
Product: cytokine receptor like factor 1
Exons: 8
Coding region: 225-1394 (389 amino acids)
Biological process (GO): cytokine-mediated signaling pathway
Cellular component (GO): external side of plasma membrane
Molecular function (GO): protein binding; cytokine receptor activity
Source: RefSeq, a predicted model, not a curated record
CCUUGCUUAGUGCUCUAUAUUUGGUUUUGGAGGGGAAAGCUUGGGGGGUAAAGCAAGAAGGAGGUCCCUCCAUACCUCCCAUUUGCUCAUGAGAACAUAGAAGGAGCCUUUUCUGGGGUGCAGAAAAGAACCAUUGGGAAGGCAGAAAAGGGGUCCUUUACAAGAGGAGAAAAAGUAUCCCCUCCUUUUUAAAAAAAACUCAAACUUUCCCCUUUUUUUGCACUAUGAUGAAAGUGUUCUUGCUCGGUCUGGCUCUACUGCGGGUGGAUUCUCUGAUGUACCCAGCAGUCAUAUCUCCCCAAGACCCCACCCUCCUCAUCGGCUCUUCACUGACAGCCUCCUGCUCAGUUGACGCUGGUUCGAGCCUGAGAGCCGAGGAUCUUUACUGGACUCUAAAUGGCCGACGGCUCCCGGCGGAGACCUAUGAGGUCCUCAAUGCCACCACGCUGAGCGUGACCAUCUCCAGUUUGAAUGGAUCACAGCAGCAGUCGGGGGAUAACUUGGUCUGCCACAGCAGGGAUGGAGGCAUCUUGGCCGGGUCCUGUCUCUACAUAGGAUUGCCCCCAGAGAAGCCAACCAACAUUUCUUGCUGGUCCAAGAACAUGAAGGAUCUUACCUGUAAGUGGGCACCUGGGACAGAAGGGGAGACUUACCUGCAUACCAAUUACACUCUCAAGUACAAACUAAGGUGGUAUGGGAGGGAUAACACCUGUCAGCAGUAUCACACGGCUGGGCCAUAUUCCUGCCACAUCCCCAAAGACCUAGCUCUCUUCACACCUUAUGAAAUCUGGGUCGAGGCUUCCAACCGACUUGGGGUGGCUGUGUCCGAAGUGGUCAUGCUGGACAUCGUCGAUGUUGUCACUACUGACCCACCCUCGAAUGUCCACGUGAGCCGUGUCGGUGACUUGGAGGACCAACUCAGCGUCCGAUGGAGUGCACCACCAGCCCUCAAGGACUUCCUCUUCCAAGCCAAAUAUCAGAUCCAGUAUCGAGUGGAGGACAGUUCGGAGUGGAAGCAGGUUGUGGACAACGUGGGGAACCAGACCUCAUGCCGCCUGGCAGGGCUGAGACCAGGCACCGUCUAUUUUGUCCAAGUGCGUUGUAACCCGUUUGGUAUCUACGGUUCAAAGAAGGCUGGCAUCUGGAGCGACUGGAGCAACCCCACAGCGGCCUCCACGCCUCGGAACGGACGGGCCACGGGUGUCUGCGAGCCAAAGAAUGGAGAGCACAACAACACGCUGCGCCGGGAACUCAAGCAAUUCUUCGGGUGGAUGCGCAAACAUGGAAGUUCGUACGGCUGCGCCAACCUGAGCAUCAAAAUGUACGACCAGUGGCGCGUCUCGUUGCAAAAGUCACACAAAACGCGGAACCAGGUAGGUCCUAUCCGGCGAUAAAUCCUAGCAAAGUUUGAAGGAGCAACAAGCCCAGCCCAUGUGGACUCUUCUGCGGUUGCAAGGACCGGUUCUUCUUUCCUGGCAGGACAGGGAAGCACAAAAGGCUUGUCCUAUUGCAAGCUGCUGGAGGAGGAAGAUGCUUGUUUUGGGCCCACUGGCUCUGAAAACGAACCUUCUUGGCACCAUCAUGUUCACUUCCUCCCUGUCAAGUGGCAAGGAGUGCCACCACCAGCUCUCUCCUCCCCGUUCCUGCAUCUGAACAGACCUUGGCUCAGCAACGUUUCUCGCGCUAUCAGCACUCCGGAGAACGUGAACAUCCCCAACUCUUCCCAUUUUUGCCCCCUUUGUGUCUGCCGCAAGAAGCUGGAGUUGCUACUAGGGCUUACCAUCCCCCUACCAACCCUCAAGAGGGCUCAGCAACCCACCGAAAAACGAAAACUCGGCCAGUGAGCUCAGGGGGUUUUAGAAGCCUGGAGAUCCGGGUGAGUGUGAAGGAAGUGGCCAAGUUAUCUCCUGAAAUUUCAAGAUGAUUAAAAAUAAAUAAAUUUGUAGUACAUUUGUGUUCACA